CGUCCCUGCCUGCCGUCGUCGCAGCCGUGCCUCUCCUCCUCACUCUCACUCCACCGCAGCAGCGACUCGACAGCUGCACCGCCUCUCACCCACACUACCCAUCCCACCCAGCCCGCCUGCGCCGGCCGCCUCUCGCGCUCGCGCCAUGGCCGUGUCUCCCUCGUGGCAGGGCCAGCAGCGCGGCAGCAUGCCCGCCGCCGCCUUCCGCCAGAACUCGGCCGGCGGCUACGGCUCGCCCGCAGGCGCCGAGAGCAACGACGUGGCGCUGCAGCAGCAGCAGUACCAGCAGUACCUGCUGCAGCAGCAGCAGCAGCAGCAGCAGCAGCAGCAGAUGAGCCCACGCGGCGGCGUCUCGCCCGCACAGCGCAACUCGACGGCCUUCCCCUCGGGCCAGCCGGGCCUGCCGCGCAAGGGCUCGUACGGCCCGCCGCAGGGCAACGGCGCGCCGCAGCCGCAGCAGCGCUCCUCGUCGCCCACCAGCAUCGCGCCGUCGACGGACUCGGGCAGCACGCAUCGGCGCACCCUCUCCAUGCGGCCCAUGACGGCCUACCAGCCCCUCGAGGCGGCCGACCCGUACAGCUCGCCCGGCUCGCCUGCACGGCCGCCGUCGCCGACGGGCUCGACGACGCGCUCCAUCCGCACCGCCGCGGCGCCGCUGACGUUCCGCAGUCCGGAGCUGCGCAGUGCGCUGGCGCUGCAGGAUGCGCAGCAGAAGAAAAUCUACAUGGAGGGCUACCUCUCGCGCCGCGACGACCUCGGCGCCGACGGCAAGCCGCUGCACGUCGGCGACGCAAAGAAGCGCUGGCACCUCUGCUUUGUGCAGCUCGCCGGCACCGUGCUCAGCGUGUGGAGCGUGCAGCAGAUGGAAGAGGCGGCGCGCGAGGGGCGCGAGGUGCCGCCGGCGUACGUCAACAUCACCGAUUCGUUCGUCGACUUCAUCGGCACGCUGACCGAGUCGCCUGCCGACGUGCCCGGCUCGCGCGGCCGCUACGAAAACGUCUUUGCCGUGAAUGCGGCCGGGCAGAACCGCAUUCUCUUCGGCGUCGAGGGCAGCGUGGGCCGCCGCCUCGUGCAGGCCUGGAUCAACGCCAUCCGCCUGGCGUCGUGGGAAAAGGUGCGCCUCGAGGAGAUCUACACUGGCGCGCUGAUCCGCGCGCGCCUCGGCGCCAACAACCCCGCUGCCAACGCCGAGGCGGCCGCCGCGGCCACGAGCGGGCCCGGCGGCGCGCCCGGCGCCCUCGAGAUGAGCAUCAAGAGUCCCCUCACAAAGGGCCGCAUGGAAGGCUGGGUCAAGGCGCGCUUCAUGGGCACGCGCGAGUGGAAGAAGUGCUGGCUCGUGCUUGCCGAGGCGCCCUCUGGCGGCUCGGCCAUCGGCUCGCCGCUGGCGGACGGCGGCGCGUCGACGGCAUCCAAGGGCGGCCUGUGGAGCAAGCUCAAGGCCGGCGAUCGCAGCAGCAUCAUGGGUCUCUCGAUGCCCUCGCAAAGCCCCAUGCUCGCCGCGCCCGAGAUCGAGCCGCCGCCGGGCGCAAACGGCGCGCCCGGUCUGGCGUGUUUCUUCGAGUCGAAAAAGGCAAAGAAGCCCUUCUCGACGCUGCAGUACGCCGCACACGCGUGUGCCGUGUACCCCAGCCGGCCAGAGCUCGUCGAGGGCAGCAGCCUGUUCAAGGUCGAGGGCGCGUUUGCGCAGAGCGCGGCGACGAGCGCCACGGGCAAGAUUCGCCAGACAGGCUGGGUGCUCAUCAUGCCUGAGCUGGCAGAGGGCGCGGCGAGCAAGGGCGCCAAUGCAGAGAUGAUGAAGUGGGUCAUCGCCUUCAUGGAUGUGUUCCGUCUCUACGGCCGGCCCAACGCCUUCGAGUGGGACGCUCGCAGUCCCAUCUCUGCCUUCUUUGCCUACCCGAUCGGCCCGUUCAAGGACCGGCUCUUCCUCGACCGUGAGCUGGCCGAGUUCCUCGACAUUCGCGAGGAGCGCCACUUGGCGAACCGCAACAACUUGCACGGCAUCAUGGCUGCUCGCAUGCGCGGCGAGCGAACGCCGGUGCUGCCGCCGCUGCCGCAGCCUAAUGCUGAGAGCACAAAGAGCCUCGAUGGCGCAAAGGGCAAGCUGGCAGAUAGCUCUGCGCCUGCUGCUCAGCAGCAGCAGCAGCAGCAGCAAGAUCGUCGUCAAUCGACUGGCCCUGCCACACUGCCUGCCUUCAACGGCGGUCUGCCACCGCUCGACUUCAGCGACAGUGCUGCGCCUACCGAGGCUACCAGCUCCUCGGCCAGCUCGAUCCGUCCCAGUGCGCUCGACUCCAUCGGCGAGCGCAGUCGCGAGGGCAGCGCCAUGACGACGCCAGUGGCGCUCUCGACUGGCGGACACGCGCAAGGCGCUAGCUUUGCCUCGACGACAGCUCCGCUGGCUGUCAACAAGUCGGACAGUGCCAGCAUCGCUACUUCGCAAGCUAGCAUUCCGCCGACCUCGCCCCGCAUGGGCCAGCGACCGGGUCGGCCGCCGCGUGAGCCGCGCAAUGAGGCGGGCAGCAACGCCGCUGCUGCGGCUGCUGCCGCUGCCGCUGCGCCAGCUGCCUUUGCGGCUGGAGGGCAGGCGGCGCAAGCGAACGGUGCCUACUCGCCCGCUCAAGCUGCAAGCCCGCCGCCGAGCUCGAUUCGUUCCUUUGCUCCUCCGUCGGCCGCUCAGCAGCCGCUGUCUCCUCAGCAGUCCAUUGCGGCGCGCUCCAUGCGUGCUCCCGCAGACGAGACGGCGAGCAUCACCUCUGCGCACUCUCGCCAGACGAGCGCACAGCCUGCCACGGCCGCACCUGUGGUGGCCGCUGCACCGGCGCUCGCUGCUGCUGCGCCCAUUGCGGUGCCGCAGCAGCCUCGUGUGCUCGAGGCGUCGGGACGUGGAGCAGAGUCGCAGCCGCAGCUGUCGGUGCCCACGGGCCAGACCUCAGACAGUGGCUCUUACGACGAGGGCGCGUUGUUCUACAUGAACUCCAUGAGCGAUCAGCUGCCGGCUGCACAGCCCACGUAUUCGCAGCCGGCCGUGCAGCAGCAACAGCAGCGCUCGACACUCUCGCCCGUCGAGGCACCUGCCGCCGCCGCCGCGGCGGCGCCGCAGCCUUCGACGUCUUCGCACAGCACGCACUCGACGGCGUACGGCGCCGCAUCGGCACAGCACGUGCAGCAGAGCGAGCAGCAGCAGGCACCCGCGGCCGUGGCACCUGCACGCCGUGGCACGGGCGACGACAUCGGCGAGGACGCGCUGGCUGCCUACUCGUUCCUCGACCAGCCGCCUUCGCCCGUCGUGCGCCAGCGCAGCCUGCAAGGCGGCUCUUCGUCGCCCUCGGGAGCGGGCAUUGCCGCGCCUGCUGUGGCUGCGCCCGUCAUUGCUGCGCCUGCCGCCCGCACGCCGGCGGGCAACUUCCCCUCGACGUUCGGCAAGAACAACAACAAGGCUGCAGAGCGCAAGACGGCCGCACAGCUGCAGGCGUUGGCGCACCAGGAGGCCAUGAACAAGCCGGGCCGCGCCGGCGGCAAGAAGAAGACGAUGGCAAAGGGCCCGCGCAGCCAUGCGUGGGGCGAGGAGUCGAGCGAGGACGACGACGAAGAGGAGGAGGAGGACGAGGAGGACGAGGUGCCAUUGCCGCGCAGUCGCCAGCCAUCGACGGGCAUGGUGCCCUCGCCGCGCAACGGCACGCCCGUCGCCUCGGGUCCGCCGAGCACGUACAACAGCAACGACUCGGCCCAGCAGCAGCAGUUGCUUGCCGAGCAGCAUCAGUACUACCUCGAGCAGCAGCAGCAGCGUGCCGCUGCCUCGGCAUACGGCACGCCCGGAAGCCUCGACCCGGCACAGUACGGCGGCGACAGUCGCUCGCGCUCCAUCUCGCCCGGCGCGGCGCAGACGCGCGCUUCGCGACCGGGUGGACCCUCGGGUCUGCUGGCGCAGCAGCAGCGCAUGUCCGUCUUCAAUUCGCACCUCAGCCACAACGACGGCGGCGCCAGUCCGCAGAACAGCGGCAGUGCUUCUGGUGAUGUGCCUGCUCCUGGGCGCAACACAUUCGUGCAGCUGGCCGCUGAGGAGCAGCCGGGCGCCAUGACGACGGUCUUCCAGCCGCACGGCCUGCUGCAGGCGGGCGCGCAGGACAAGGCCGAGCGGUCGGCCAAGAACCAAGAGAUGGAUGCGCGCAUGAGCGGCAACCACAUGGUCAAUGUGCCCAACAAGCCGCCGCCGCCGCAAGCCGGCCUCCUCGGCGCCAUCACGGCCCACGAGCGCGACCGCAAGGCCGCCGGCGGCUACGGCGCCACGCUGACGGAGCGCGAGCGCGAGCGUGUCGCGGCGGAACGCCGCCAGCGCGAAGAGGACAACAUGCGCCAGCAGCAGCAGCAGAUGAUGAUGGCCGGCGGCGGCCAGUGGGGCGGCAUGCCGAGCAUGCCCAGCUUCAACCCGAUGAUGUGGCAGCAGAUGCAGAUGAUGGGCAUGAUGCAGCCGCACAUGAUGGGCGGCGGCUUUGGCGGCUCGCAGAUCGGCGGCGCCGGCAUGGGCUCGCCGGACCCGCAGCAGGCGAUGCAGCAGCAGAUGAUGAUGCAGCAGCAGAUGCAGCAGCAGCAGAUGUUUGCUGCACAGCAGGCGGCCCAGCAUGCCUACAUGCAGGCCAUGUCCCAGGCGCCAGGCUCGGCAAUUGGAGGCCACGAGCCGCACGGCUCGCCGCAAGGCAUGCCGCCGAGCAGCAUGCCGAUGCAAGGCGGCAUGCCCUUCAACCCCUACAUGAGCAUGUACGGUGCUCCGAUGGGCUUUGGUGCUCCUUUCAUGACGCCGCAGCCUGCGGCGUCCGAGUUCGGCCAGGGCAUUCCGCGCCAAGGCUCGCCGGGCACACAGCGCCCUUCGCGGCCGCGUGAGGACUCGGGAGCAGGAGGCUCGCCUCUGCGACGAUGAUCGUCGCGCCCGGCCAGUCCAGCGAGGCCGUAGUGCGGCCAGCAUCCGAUCUCUCCCCCUCUCCCCUUUCUCCUGUUUUGCCUCGGCGUCCCUCGUCGAGCUCCUCACGCUCCCUCUUCCUCCUCCAAAAACAACGACGCGCUGAGCCUUCCGCUCGCCGUCCGUCAUUUGCUCCUCGCGAUGACACUGCAGUUCAGUCUGACGCAACCGCUCCUUGACCCACGUUCUCUUACCUCUCUGUGCACAUACUUCUUCACCUCCCUCGCCCCUCCUUCUUUGUCUCCCUUACCUGCCUCCUCGUCCCACUGCUGCCCCCGCCCGCCAGGCUCUCUGCUGGGUGCGGUGAAUAGACGCGUGAAAGCUCCAGACUCGUCAUAUCGCUGCCGCGCCGCAGCGGACAUGUCUGAGAGACGAGGAACGGGAGAUCUUAGAAGCAAUCGCAGUCGUGGAACAGA
Tilletiopsis washingtonensis is the source of this 5370-nucleotide messenger RNA. RefSeq lists its product as hypothetical. Lineage: Eukaryota; Fungi; Basidiomycota; Exobasidiomycetes; Entylomatales. The record is from RefSeq and is a predicted model, not a curated record. The coding region runs from base 146 to 4915 and encodes 1589 amino acids. The transcript is spliced from 6 exons.